UGUAUGGUCAAGGUUAUUCCUUCUCUUUCUAAGUGCCAACUUUGCCAUCAUGCGAGAGAUUGUUCAUCUACAGAUCGGACAGUGUGGAAAUCAGAUCGGCUCAAAGUUCUGGGAGGUGAUCACUGAUGAACAUGGCAUUAACAAAGUGGGAGCAUAUGAGGGUGACAUGGACCUUCAGUUAGAGAGGGUCAACGUUUACUUCAAUGAAGCACAUGGUGGGAAAUAUGUUCCAAGAGCCUUGUUAGUGGACCUCGAGCCAGGCACUCUGGACAAUGUGAGGGGCAGUCACACAGGACGACUCUUCAGACCAGACAAUUUUAUACACGGGAAUUCUGGAGCUGGCAAUAACUGGGCCAAAGGGCAUUAUACAGAAGGUGCAGAACUUGUGGAGCAAGUUGUGGAUCGCAUCCGUAACGAAGUUGAGAGCUGCGACUGCAUGCAGGGCUUUCAGUUUGUCCAUUCAUUGGGUGGUGGCACCGGUUCCGGAAUGGGUACUCUCAUCAUCAACAAGAUUCAAGAGGAGUAUCCCGACCGCAUGAUGAAUAGUUUUAGCAUAAUGCCCUCACCAAAGGUCUCAGAUACAGUAGUGGAGCCAUACAACGCAACACUAUCAGUUCACCAACUAAUUGAAAAUACAGAUGAGACGUAUUGUAUCGAUAAUGAAGCGCUGUAUGACAUCUGCUUCCGCACGCUCAAGCUCACAAUGCCAACCUAUGGAGAUCUCAACCACCUGGUAUCCUUAACCAUGAGCGGGGUCACGACCUCCCUUCGCUUCCCAGGUCAACUGAACGCUGACCUUCGCAAGCUGGCUGUCAAUAUGGUGCCCUUCCCACGUCUCCAUUUCUUCAUGCCUGGUUUUGCUCCUCUUACGGCACGUGGGAGCCAGAAAUAUCGUGCCCUUACAGUGCCCGAACUCACCCAGCAGAUGUUUGAUGCCCGUAACAUGAUGACCGCAUGUGACCCCCGUCGAGGUCGCUACCUGACCGUGGCGAGCAUUUUCCGUGGUCGCAUGUCUCCCAAAGAGAUUGAUGAACAAAUGCUUGCAAUUCAGCAGAAGAAUAGCAACUGCUUCGUGGACUGGAUCCCGCAAAACGUCAAAGUGGCUGUUUGCGAUAUUCCACCACGUGGCCUCAAAAUGUCCUCUACUUUUAUUGGAAAUAACACCACAAUCCAGGAGAUAUUUAAGCGUAUAGGGGAGCAGUUCACGUUGAUGUUCAGACGCAAGGCCUUCCUGCACUGGUACACGGGGGAGGGAAUGGAUGAGCUGGAGUUCACGGAGGCAGAGAACAACAUGAAUGAUCUGGUUUCAGAGUACCAGCAAUAUCAGGAUGCCACAGCUGAUCUGGAUUGGGAAGAAGAUGAAGUGGCAGAAGAAGAGGGUCUGUCAUCAACAGCAAUUAGCACCAGAGUAGAGAUAAAGUCUGAGGUGGUCACUGAAACUUCUAUCAAUGAAUGAGGUGCAGGCUUUGCUGAAUAUGUUAAACUGAGUGGGAAUCUUUUACAACGAAAAGUGAUAUAUUUCUUACCUCCAGGAGAUAAAUCAUUAACAUUUUAUUAAUUAAAUUCCAAAAAUAUUUUCAAGCAGAUGUAUACAUGUGUAUAGACUUUGUCAUAUAUUCUGCAGUUAACAAAGUGCAUGCCAAUAUCUCUGGAGUACAAAAAAAAAAAAAAGCUACACCUGUUUGUUCUGUAAUUAUGCAAAAUUAAAGAAACAGUCUGAAAAAAAUUUGAAACAAUUGACAUAUUCAAUAAGAUCCCCCCCCCCCCAUGUGUGACAUAAGUAUACAGGCAGUUUUAAACACUUCUGUCAUUGUUUUUUUGUUGAUGGAAAAGAUGAGCUUCACAUCUUUGUGUAUUGCCUGGUUUUUGUAUUAUCAUUUGAUGGACACAUAAAUUAUAUUUUAGAUUAGCAAUUUUCUAACUUCAAUGUCAAUCAUUUAGACCAUGUAAUAAGUAAACAAAAUUAGUCACUAAAAACUAUUAUUUCAGUGCAUUAUAUUUUUGAUGCAAGUGCUUUGUAUUAGAUUAUUCAUAUUUUUGUUGACUUUCAAUUUUAUGUUUAUAUUCUCGAAGAAAAUGCAUGAAGGGACGUUUUGCAUUUUGAUAUUUAGGGUGGCCGAUAGGUUGUCUUUUCAUUGGACUGGUAAGAGGGUGUACAAAGGGGGGCUGCUGUAUUGCCGAAUUUUUAAAGGUAGGUGUAGGGAUGGGCUUUAGGGAUAGGGGCCAACACGUAGUGGGGAGUCAGAAUCUAG
Molecule: messenger RNA, 2252 nt
Organism: Xyrauchen texanus (razorback sucker)
Lineage: Eukaryota; Metazoa; Chordata; Actinopteri; Cypriniformes; Catostomidae
Product: tubulin beta chain-like
Exons: 4
Coding region: 50-1456 (468 amino acids)
Biological process (GO): mitotic cell cycle; microtubule cytoskeleton organization
Cellular component (GO): microtubule; cytoplasm
Molecular function (GO): GTP binding; structural constituent of cytoskeleton; GTPase activity
Source: RefSeq, a predicted model, not a curated record